AUGUUCAAGCGCUCUUUCGUAACUAAGAACCGGGCGGGCAAGAGCGUCAAGGUUGCCAAGAAGAGACACGAAGAGCAGGUAAAAGAUAAGGUGCAUCAUAGGAUGGACAGCUCCUCGAUGGGAAGUCCACUUACCAGCCCCAUCGUCACGAUGAUUGUGGGUGGGGACCAGCGUCUUUUCGCUGCCCAUGAGGACAUUCUAUCCGUUUCGCCAUUUUUCAGCGCCGCUUUCAAGGAGCAGUUUGUGGAGGAUGGUGUCAGAGAAUUGACUUUGCCCGAUGAGGAACCUGAAAUCCUGUCUUGUAUUCUCGAGUUCCUGUAUAAGGGUGACUAUUUCCCCCGCUUGCUACACGGUAAGCAUCGCCACUCUUGGUUUUUCGAGAACGCUCAGGAUGUCAACGAAACUGGUGACCGCGGGUCGAGCGAGGCAAUCUUCUUCCAUCCUGGAGUGGGAGAUAAUGUCCUCCGUGAUACUGUGGUGUACUGCGCCGCCGAGAAGUACGGCUUGGAGGAGCUCAAGCGCAUUGCUCUCCGAAAGCAGGGCCUGCAGAGUGGGAUUCCGGCCGACGUGAUUUUGCGAUCUGCUCGAUACGCAUAUGACAACACCCCGGACACUGACUCUCGACUUCGAGCUCAUUACCUGGCUCUCAUAAUCCGCAGUCGCAAGACCUUUAAGAGCAGUGGAACUCUGCAGAUGGAGAUGGAAAAGGGUGGCAAGUUGUUUUUUGACCUGUUUGUGGCCAUGUGCAACCACAUGGACGACAUCACGGAAUUGCGGUACGAUUCAUCUCUCUCGUUUUCAGAUCUUUCCUUUACUGCUGACUCCUCCUUUAACCUUGAGCCAUAA
Messenger RNA from Penicillium nucicola, 846 nucleotides. RefSeq names its product BTB/POZ domain-containing protein. Bases 1 to 846 code for a protein of 281 amino acids. Gene Ontology annotation, molecular function: protein binding. The transcript is spliced from 3 exons. The record is from RefSeq and is a predicted model, not a curated record. Lineage: Eukaryota; Fungi; Ascomycota; Eurotiomycetes; Eurotiales; Aspergillaceae.